Anolis carolinensis (green anole) is the source of this 2398-nucleotide messenger RNA. RefSeq lists its product as uncharacterized. The record is from RefSeq and is a predicted model, not a curated record. Bases 410 to 2110 code for a protein of 566 amino acids. The transcript is spliced from 2 exons. NCBI's taxonomy places the organism in Eukaryota, Metazoa, Chordata, Lepidosauria, Squamata, Anolidae. Gene Ontology annotation, molecular function: nucleic acid binding; zinc ion binding.
AACCCAGUGACAGGGCUUUGGUAAUUCAGCCCUGUAACUGGGAGUCAUAACAUAAACAAUCCCAGGAGCACCUGGCAGAAGAAGAUAGAAUAUGCCUGGGAACUUGGGGCCGAAAGUAUAAACAAUUAUAAUUGGUCUAGUGUGUGAAAAUGGUAGUAAUGUGAUAUUGGGGGUGGGACUUGAUGAUGAUAUUUACGUGUGGUGUUACGUAGCAUCAAAAGUUAUAAAAAUAGUUGUAUGUAAACAUUGGGUCAUUCCUGACUUUUCCAAAGUCAUGUGUUCUUCAAUAAAGAUUGGAUUUGAGAGCAGCCAUCUCUGAUCUGCGUUCAGACUGAUCCUUUGAAGUGAGCAGGACAAUUAAGUCAGGAAUCCAGUUCUCACCCUCCUGCAAAUUUGCAGUGAAGUGAUAAUGAGCAGGGAAGGAGAUCAAAGCCAUGACGGAGCAAAGGGGCCUCCGCUGGGAGCUCUGCCGUUGGCAGAAGAGACAUUGCAAGCCAUAGCUUCCUCUACGGGGUACCCCAAGCCGGACGGCGUGACCCAGAGGAUUCCCAGAGGGGGAAGAGGCGUUCCAGCGGCGGCAGAAACCAGUUGGGGAUCUGGAGGAAGCAUGCCGGAGACCGUGGCCCAGCGGUUAUCCAUCCUGGAAACUCAUUUAUCCAGGCUGUCGGAUACCGUGGGGAGAAUAGUGCCAAUAUUGGAAGAGAAUCUCCAAAAAGAGCACAUCCGACAUGGCGCCGAGAGAGAGCCAAGCAAAGGAGGCGAUUGGAGCCAGAGGGGACAGCGAGCUUCAACGCAGAGUCCCGCGGCGGCAAGGGACGAGGGAGACGAGGAAUAUUGGCAGGAGCUGGAGUUCAGAGACAGAAUGGCACGCGAAGUGGAGCGCCAGCGAGCUCUGGGAACUCUGAGGCCGCCAUCUCCAACAGAGCUCCCAACCCCCCGGAUGGGCGUCGGAGUGGAAAGACCACUGGGGCCAGGGAUCGGGUCCAGUGGAUUAGCAGACGAAGGCGGAGAGGAGCAGGAGAUCCAGGAAGAGGAGGAGGAUGUGCAGUACGACGGGGAAAGGCGAGAUGCGGGGGCUACAGCGAGGCCAGUAUGCGGAUGGGGGGAAGGGCCGACAGCGGCGGCAGGAUUUCGGGAGCCGCGCAGAAUAACCACCGGAGUGGGGCGCGGCGUGAUCCAAGGAAACCCGAUGCAACCCUUCCCCAUGCCUCCCAGACAGCAUCAACGGGCCGCUGAAUGGAUGCCAAGAAGGGAAGAUCUCAAGCUAGAAUACGGAGGGGAAUCAGCCGAACUGAACUUUUUUCUAAUUAGCAUCAGGGGAUACAUGGAAGACAAUGCACACACAUUCCCCUCCGAAGCAAGCAGGGUUCGGGCCAUCGGCAACACACUAAAGAGAGGAGCGGCCAGCUGGUAUGUGCAACUACAUGCCAGACAGGACCCAUGCCUGAGGUCAGUGCCCCGCUUCCUCGCCGCACUGGAAAACCGGUUCAGAGACCGGCUAGAGCAAUUGAGAGCUCGAGACCAGCUUAGAGGAAUAAAGCAGAGGGACAAAACGGUGCCCGAGUACGCAGAGGAAUUCCUCCACCUCGCGGAAAGGGUACCAGAGUGGUCUGAAGUGACCAAAGUGGAAUUAUUUAAAGAGGGACUACGCCCCGAGAUUUUCAGCUGGGCAGCGCACAGAGAUGACCCCGAAACGCUCCAGGGAUGGAUUCAACUAGCGGGGCGCGUUGAAUCCACCCUGGCCCAAGUAAAGCGCUUCAGGAGCAGCGGCGGCCAGCAAAGACCGGUGGCGAGAGGUCGAGGAGAAACGAGGAAGCAGGAAAGACCCGGAGGGAGGCCGGGGAUUCCCUCCAGAGGAGACGACAACAAACCUAAACCGGGAUGCUUUGUAUGUGGGAAGACGGGCCAUCGAGCAGCAGAAUGCUGGGCACGGAAGGGGGAGCCGCCAAAACCCUCAAAGCCCAAGCCAGCAACCGGGAGGCGUGCGGAGGAGGAGGUGCGAGCCCCAGAAUCUUCAGAAAAAUUGGCUUGUGAUGAAAGAAGAACCGAAGAGGAGGACGAAGAAAAGGAGGGCACCAUGUCAUGGAACCCAGUUACAGGGCUUUGGUAAUUCAGCCCUGUAACUGGGAGUCAUAACAUAAACAAUCCCAGGAGCACCUGGCAGAAGAAGAUAGAAUAUGCCUGGGAACUUGGGGCCGAAAGUAUAAACAAUUAUAAUUGGUCUAGUGUGUGAAAAUGGUAGUAAUGUGAUAUUGGGGGUGGGACUUGAUGAUGAUAUUUACGUGUGGUGUUACGUAGCAUCAAAAGUUAUAAAAAUAGUUGUAUGUAAACAUUGGGUCAUUCCUGACUUUUCCAAAGUCAUGUGUUCUUCAAUAAAGAUUGGAUUUGAGAGCAGCCA